AUGGAUCCUUUCCCUCCCAUCCUCUCGCCUCAAUCCCCGGUGACACCGUCCAACGUCUUCCGGCCCCGCCGAUCCGAUGAUUGGCACGAGUACCGCGAGAUCAUCGAACAGCUCUACCGCACCGACCAGUUGAAGUUACGCGAUGUGAAACGUAUCAUGGAAAGGGACUAUAAGUUCUUCGCCUCUGAAAAACAAUACAAAGACCGCCUGGCUGCGUGGCAUGUUCGAAAGAAUAUCAAGGCCGAAGAAGUCCAUAUCAUGAUUCGCAAGCAGAAGAAGCGCGCCGCCCGUGGCAAACAGACAGCCUUUCGCCGCAGUGGCCAAGAAGUCGAUCAGAAGCGCAUCGCUCGCUUUGUCCGUCGCUACGGAUCAUCUUGGAGUUCAAAACGAGACAAAGAUGCUGAAUUACAAAGUCCUGAGCCGCCCACCCCGUCCGACAUGACCUGCUAUACGCCUGAACCAGCAGAAGAAGUCUCAGUAGUAACGCCAGGUUCCCCACCAGACGUGCAGUCGCCAAUGCGCGAGACACCAAACGCGAAUUAUCAGAUAAAUUUCGUUCACCCCAUCGUCGCUCCAGGACCAAUCCUUCAGCAUCCUCACCAUGUACCCUCUUAUCACAGCCAUGCAAAUCAUGGCCACGACGUCGAUGCUCCGGGCGAAGUCAUCCAGCACUCGGAUGAUUGGAACCGACUCGAUACCUUCCAGACCAGACUGGAGGGUCUGCAGUAUACGCUCGACAGGACGAUGUCCAAGUGGGCGCGUGACGCGGACCCCAAUCAGGAGAUUCCUCAUCACGAAGGAUUGGGGAUGUGA
Messenger RNA from Penicillium maclennaniae, 813 nucleotides. RefSeq names its product Clr5 domain-containing protein. The coding region runs from base 1 to 813 and encodes 270 amino acids. The record is from RefSeq and is a predicted model, not a curated record. The transcript is spliced from 4 exons. NCBI's taxonomy places the organism in Eukaryota, Fungi, Ascomycota, Eurotiomycetes, Eurotiales, Aspergillaceae.